GACGACUGACUCGGGGGCCGACACAGCUCCCAAAGCGACCGUCCUCGCCACGUCAUCGCCCCCUCUUCUCUCUGAGGACGGAGCCCGCACCUCCCCUUGCACCCCACCCCUCCCUUCCGCCGCCAUGGGCCGCAGCGCGCCGCCGUCGACGAGCUCGCCGGAGCUGCGGCGGAAGCGCACGGCGGCGCCGCCCCCGGAGCCCCCGACGCCGCGCCGCUUCUGCUCCAUGGACGACGUCAUGCGCCGCUCGCGCCCCGUCGACGCGCCGCCCCCCGUCGCCCGCGCGCGCGAGGCCAUCUACGACGCCGUCCUCUGCGACACAUGCGGCUCCGGCGACCGCGACGACGAGCUGCUCCUCUGCGACCGCUGCGACCGAGGACGCCACACCUUCUGCCUCCGCCCCAUCGCCGCCAAGGUCCCCAUCGGCCCAUGGUUCUGCCCCGACUGCGCCCCGCCCGCCAAGCCCGUCAAAAGGUUUCCGAUGAAGCAGACCAAGAUCGUCGAUUUCUUCCGGAUUCAGAAGGAUGACCAGGAUGACGUGCCCGGGAAAUGUAGGCUCUCCCAAGAUGUUAGAAAGCGAAGGAAGCGCUCUGUCGUCAUGCACAAGAAGAGGAGGAGGAUACUGCCAUUUGUCCCAACUGAAGAUAGAGCUAGAAGACUCAAACAAAUGGCUUCUCUGGCCACUGCUUUGACAUCUUCGAAAACGGAAUUCAGUAAUGAGUUGACAUACAUGCCUAAUAUGGCUCCUAGAUCUUCAAAUCAGGCAAGAUUGGAGGAAGGUGGUAUGCAGAUUCUUCCCAAAGAGGAUAAAGAAACCAUAGAGCUAUGCAGAACCAUGCAACAACGAGGCGAAUGCCCUCCACUUCUUGUGGUAUUCGAUUCCUGUGAAGGUUUCACUGUGCAGGCUGAUGCUGAUAUUAAGGAUAUGACCUUCAUCACUGAAUAUGCUGGGGAUGUUGAUUAUCUGGAGAACAGGGCAAGCGAUGAUUGCGACUGUAUUAUGACACUCCUUUUGACAGAAGUUCCUUCUCAGAGGCUGGUCAUUUGCCCUGACAAACGUGGAAACGUUUCUCGCUUUAUUAGCGGCAUCAAUAACUACACACCGGAUGGCAAGAAGAAGCAGAAUGUCAAAUGUGUGCGGUAUGACAUUGAUGGCGAGAGCCAUGUAUUGUUGGUGGCCUGCCGCGAUAUAGCUUGUGGUGAAAAGCUAUACUAUGAUUACAAUGGAUACGAGCAUGCGUAUCCCACUCAUCAUUUCCUCUAACCUAACCCCCAAAGUUUUGACCCGCCCAGCAUUAAGGAGGCUGGGCAAAAUAGGGCUUAUUGGCAAUAUUUCCAGAUUUGCCACCAAAUCUAAUAACUUAUACGGCUCGUUGGUACAACUGAUAGAAUCAAUCCAAUUUUCAGAAGAGAUCCUAAUGAUGGAAAUUGAUAGUGCUGGUGACUGGUAGAAGUAAUACAUUGAUUCAGUUAUGGAGCCAAGAAGGAUCUUCAUUGUUCCUGCUCUCAAGAUGCAUCUUCUCAUUCAUUUUUUUUCUACAGGUAUUCUGAUUUCUGAUGCCUUUUUGUGAGAGUAAAUAGUUGUCUUUGUGUCUCCUAUUUGUAAGAGUGCUGUAGAGAGGCUAACUGUUAAUGAUUAAAGGGACAUUUUGAAUGGAUAGAAAUUUUUUCUUCUCCUACGAAAAUUAAGUGGUUCGGCCUUUUCUUGUUCA
Molecule: messenger RNA, 1712 nt
Organism: Panicum virgatum (switchgrass)
Lineage: Eukaryota; Viridiplantae; Streptophyta; Magnoliopsida; Poales; Poaceae
Product: probable Histone-lysine N-methyltransferase ATXR5
Exons: 6
Coding region: 125-1264 (379 amino acids)
Molecular function (GO): protein binding
Source: RefSeq, a predicted model, not a curated record